UUAAGUAGAUGUCAGCCUUUAGAAGAACGUUACAACUUCUGCCGACGCUGCAGAGGUCCUACCAUGUCCAGAACAUGAGUAGUAAGUGUUAUGUAGCCCACCCUGCUACUCACUGUCCUGUCAAACGUGCCAGACACACGGUAGUGAGCAGUCCUGUGCCGUGCCCAUCACGUGACUUACACACUUCAGUACCACAACACAACGCUACAGUAGUUCCCUUUAAACUAUCCGAUAUUGGAGAGGGUAUUGCUGAGGUCACUAUCAAAGAAUGGUAUGUGAAUGUAGGGGACGAAGUGGCCCAGUUUGAUAACAUCUGUGAGGUGCAGUCUGACAAGGCAACAGUUACAAUAACCUGUAGAUAUGAUGGAAUUGUGCGUGCUGUGCACUUUGCGGAGGAGGAUAUCUGCAAGGUGGGUCAGGCUCUUGUGGAUAUAGAGGUGUCCGACGAAGCAUCAAUUACUUUAGAAGCAGAGAACGUGCUGCCUUCCAACUCCUCUUCUGAAACAGUCCCAGUGCCAAUCCAGACCCAAGGUAGCGCUACCUCAAGUGCUACACCGAGCGCUACACCGAGCGCUGCACCCCCACCCCCUCCAACACCUGCUACCCCGGCUCCUGAAAGAGAGAUCCUUACUACUCCUGCUGUGCGCAAACUAGCUGCUGAUAAGAAGGUAGAUUUGGUUUUAGUGCCAGGAAGUGGUAAAGGUGGUAGAAUCACUAAAGAUGAUCUGUUGAACUACCUUGCUUCAGCCGGGUCAGCAACCGAACAAGUUUCUCAGGAGCCGCUUGUAAGAAGGGAGCCAGCCCCCAUAGCCACAAUACCCACAGCUCAAUUCUGGAACUCAUCUCCUACAUCUCAACUGAUGGGAGGAGGCAAUCAGUCUGAGGAUACUGUUGUUGAUAUUAAAGGAAUAGCGAAGGUGAUGGUCAAGACAAUGUCUGCAGCUCAACAGGUCCCCAGAUUUACAUACCACGACGAGUAUUCCAUGGACAAUAUUGUGCAACUGAAAGAUAUGAUAAAGAAGCUGGGAAAAGAGCACAAGAUCAAGCUAACUUUCAUGCCACUGCUGAUAAAGGCUGCCUCACAAGCCAUGGCUGACUUCCCCAUGGUCAAUGCUCACGUUAACUCUGAUUGCACCGCUAUAACCUACAAAGCGUCCCACAAUAUCGGUAUUGCUACUGAUACUCCACAUGGACUUAUGGUUCCUAACAUCAAGAAUGUUCAGAAUCUGUCAAUCCUGGACAUAGCGAGCGAGCUGGACCGACUUAAAACCUUAGGAAAUAACAAUAAGUUAUCUGCUGAUGACGUCACAGGAGGAACUUUCAGUCUCUCUAACGUUGGAGCAGUGGGUGGUACCUACGCUUCACCCAUGUUGGUGGUACCUGAGGUCUGCAUUGGUGCUUUCGGCAAAAUACAGACCCGUCCAGCGUUCAACACAGCAGGUGAGGUGUACGCUGCUAACACCAUGUGUGUCAGCUGGUCAGGUGACCACAGAGUUCUGGACGGUGCUACUGUUGCUCGGUACUCCAACACCCUCAAACGCUACCUCGAGAACCCUAGCCUCCUGCUAUUUUAUCUGAAGUAGAUUUAAGGGGUGUGGUUUUUACGUUAGAUCUUUAAAAGUGUUACGUUUUCGGUUUUUGAGAUAUUCUUACAGUUUAUUUUGAGGCUUAUUAAUUAACGUUUUGAAGAAGUUUUAACGAUUUUGGUUGUUGAAAUUGUCUACGAGUUAAUUUCGAGCAACCCAGGAUACAAUUUUAGAUUAGUCCGUUUUUAAUUCUAAAACUUAAAUGGUUAAUUUCUUCAAGGUUUUUAAGGCUCCCCUUCGUAUGGUAAUUUAUUCCUUAACUUUUGGACAACAUGGCAAAAUAUACAGCUAUAUUUCAGCUCAAUAGAGUAUUAGAGUAUGGUACGUAUCAGAAAUAUUAAGUUUUUAGUUUUUCAAUUUUGACCGAAAAAUUGUGAAAAUUAUAUGCUCAUUUUAGCCAUUUAUUCCUCAACUUUUGGUCAAAUGGACAUAGGCAUCGAUGGGGUUGGCACCCCCUCAAAUGUUUUCUCAUGUUAAGCUCCAACACUGACAUUAGAUACUAAGCUUGGAAGUAAGCCUCAAUUCCUACUCUCCCUCACAUAAUCACAUAUGUUUCUUAUAUAUAUCUAUAAUAUAAGGUAUACCGACGAGUCCUUUAAAAUGGAUAAUAGCAUAAUACUUAUAUACGAGUUAGUGGACCAUUUAGCGGUCCGCCACUUAAAGAAUUUACCUCGGUUGCUACAACUACUACUAUUAGUAGUAGACUAUAACUACUACGACUCUUAAACGAGCUUAACAUCAUGUUUAUCAGCUAGGCAGUACACGUACGUAGUGUUAUUUUAACUAUCCUAUGUGUGUAGCAAUGAAGAACAAUAGCGAAUCAUCGGUAACAUUCCUAUCGCAGUGUUAAAAGCUUGCUGCUUAAUUUGCUUGGAGAGCUUAACUCUUUAGUUUAUAAUAAACGUUCGUUCAUUCUCGAACGUUUUGAAUAUUCAUUAGCAGUGAUGAUUUUCUUAGUUAUUGGAUGAGCUGCUUCAUAAGCAACGGAGAAUUGCUAAUUUGAAUUGUCGGUUCGUGUCGACGUUUUUAUCUUGUUAGAUAUAAGUUAUCAAUAGGUUGAUUUGGCAAGGACGGCUACUUUCCAAAUUGCUAUUUACUGGUUACAGUGUGACUUCGUUAAGGCCGCUUAUUAAUGUUUAAAGUUUUGCAUGCGUUUGGAUGUAAUCAUCAAAUUUCUUUAGUGGAUGUUUACAAUUAUUAAUUUAUUAGUAGUUAAAUUGGGGUUGAUUAACAAAUACUGAUGCCUUUAGGGUUAGUUAGAAUAAAAUCAAGAAUGUAGGCAUGAUUUUUUUCAUAUUUGUACCAUGACCUGUGUACAAAGUAAAAAGAUCAGAAAAUUUUGAGAAUAGAGUUUUUGUAUUUUUUGUAAUAUUUUGCUUAUAUUAAACUUUGAGGCUCUGUUUACGACUUAAGACUAUAACUUAUUUAUAAUAUUUAAGAAUUUAGAGGCAGUAUAAAAUAUUAUCUGUAUUCGAGAAUGUAAACUUGAGAAUAAAAUUAUAAAACGCAUUUAUAAAU
Bolinopsis microptera is the source of this 3104-nucleotide messenger RNA. Its product is annotated as lipoamide acyltransferase component of branched-chain alpha-keto acid dehydrogenase complex, mitochondrial-like. The transcript is spliced from 10 exons. Gene Ontology annotation, molecular function: lipoic acid binding; acetyltransferase activity. The record is from RefSeq and is a predicted model, not a curated record. Gene Ontology annotation, cellular component: mitochondrion; cytoplasm. The coding region runs from base 9 to 1583 and encodes 524 amino acids. NCBI's taxonomy places the organism in Eukaryota, Metazoa, Ctenophora, Tentaculata, Lobata, Bolinopsidae.